AGCCCUUCACUGCUAUAUCACAAAUUAGUACAAGACAAGAUCUUGUGUUAGGGUUUAGGGUUAGUAUUACCUGAAAUUGUCUGAGUUCAAGCGGGCUGCUACAUCUAGGCUCCCGAGCAUGAGAAGUCCUUGGAUGGCAUGGCAGUGGCCAUGCCUGGUCGUGGUGGCAUUAUGCUUGAUUGCCACCACUGCCAUGGCGGAUGAUGAUAAGGAUAAGCCCUAUGUUUAUGCUUCCCCUCCUCCACCUUACUACUACAAUUCACCUCCGCCACCUUCACCUUUGCCUCCACCACCUUAUUAUUACAAAUCUCCACCACCACCAUCACCGUCGCCUCCUCCUCCGUACUACUACAAGUCCCCACCACCUCCAUCACCAUCUCCACCUCCACCAUACUACUAUAAAUCGCCACCUCCACCAUCUCCAUCACCACCUCCGCCCUAUUACUACAAAUCACCGCCACCUCCGUCUCCAUCACCACCACCUCCUUACUACUAUAAAUCUCCACCCCCACCAUCCCCUUCCCCACCUCCUCCAUAUUACUACAAGUCUCCUCCACCCCCAUCGCCGUCGCCUCCCCCUCCUUACUACUACAAAUCCCCACCACCUCCAUCACCAUCGCCACCUCCUCCAUACUACUACAAAUCUCCACCUCCUCCAUCCCCGUCCCCUCCCCCUCCAUACUACUACAAAUCUCCGCCUCCGCCGUCACCGUCACCUCCCCCUCCUUACUACUACAAAUCUCCGCCUCCGCCGUCACCGUCACCUCCCCCUCCUUACUACUACAAGUCUCCUCCACCCCCAUCUCCAUCACCUCCCCCACCCUACUACUACAAAUCACCGCCUCCACCUUCACCAUCACCUCCACCUCCCUACUACUACAAAUCACCACCUCCACCAUCCCCAUCGCCGCCGCCUCCUUACUACUAUAAAUCGCCACCUCCUCCAUCACCAUCCCCACCACCUCCCUACUACUACAAAUCGCCACCUCCUCCAUCGCCAUCUCCACCUCCACCAUACUACUACAAGUCACCGCCUCCACCAUCACCAUCCCCACCUCCUCCCUACUACUACAAGUCACCUCCUCCGCCAUCACCAUCCCCUCCUCCUCCCUACUACUAUAAAUCACCACCCCCACCAUCACCAUCACCACCUCCUCCAUACUACUACAAGUCACCACCUCCACCUUCCCCAUCCCCACCUCCUCCAUACUACUACAAAUCCCCUCCACCACCAUCUCCAUCCCCACCUCCUCCAUACUACUACAGUUCCCCUCCACCACCAUCUCCAUCUCCACCUCCUCCGCACUAUUAGUAGCCCCAUUUCAUUGGCUACGUAGAAAGGUCGAGAGAAUAACAGAAAUUUCAAAGGAGAGCUUUUGAGGCUGUCUUCCGAGAAAGCCAUCAGCUAUAUAUUUUACUCGAUACGUUGGAAAAAUAAAGGAAUUCGAUAUUGCCAUGCUUUACAAUUUCAUUCAUAUGUAACGUACAUAAGCUAUACUACAGUGAAAUUUGUUAUGUUGCGGGGCCACACGUUUGAUUUAUAUUUCAGAACGUGUGUUCCUUUUCUGAAUGAAAAGAUCUCUCGUACUGAGGUUCUCAGUUCAUCU
Molecule: messenger RNA, 1607 nt
Organism: Magnolia sinica
Lineage: Eukaryota; Viridiplantae; Streptophyta; Magnoliopsida; Magnoliales; Magnoliaceae
Product: extensin-2-like
Exons: 2
Coding region: 119-1312 (397 amino acids)
Source: RefSeq, a predicted model, not a curated record